Molecule: messenger RNA, 486 nt
Organism: Eruca vesicaria subsp. sativa (arugula)
Lineage: Eukaryota; Viridiplantae; Streptophyta; Magnoliopsida; Brassicales; Brassicaceae
Source: the annotation of a GenBank genome assembly
AUGUCUUUUUGGAGAAAAAAACUUGCUUCUCUUGUUCUUAUUGGAGAGAUUGAUCCUGCUAAAUAUUGUUAUAAGAUUAAAGUCAAAAGGAUUGAUGCUUCUAUUGAUGAACGUUCUCUUAGUAACUUCAAAUCUAAAAUCACUCCUCGUGUCUACGUUUGGGUAGCUAACAGAGAAAAUCCAGUAACAAGCCUCACUGCUAAUCUCACAAUCAGCAGUAAUGGAACUUUGAUCUUGCUUGAUGAGAAACAAAAAAUUCUCUGGUCAUCUGGACAAGAAGUUCUCACAUCUAACAAAUGUCGAGCUGAGCAUUUAAACUCUGUAAAUCUUGUGGUCGUAGAUAACGUUACAGGAACGUAUCUAUGGCAAAGCUUUGAGCAUCUUACAGACACCAUGCUUCUCCGGCGAAACCAUGGCGUCCGUACCGAGAGGCCUCAUUUCUCGCAUCAGCCACCCUUCUCCCUCGCAAUCUCUACCCGUUUGUAG